AGGGGCAAAAGUACCGCUUCACCACUACACAGACUACAGUAUUUAUCAAUUUUCAACUCUACCUCUUCCUCAAACCAUUCUACGUUAUUCACAAGCACAAUCACUUAUUCACUUGGAACAAACAGAGAACACAAAAAUGUCUCUGGUUACAGAGGAAAUCAAGGCCAAGGCUGAGUACUACCAAGGGCAUCAGUUCUGUCAAGAGAAGUCAAAGUUUUUGCUCACAGAAAUGGGCUUGCCCAAUGGCUUAUUGCCACUGCAAGACAUUGAGGAAUGUGGGUAUGUGAAAGAAACUGGCUUUGUGUGGCUAAGGCAGAAAAGGAGCAUAACCCACAAGUUUGAAAAGAUUGGCAAGCUUGUUUCUUAUGCCACUGAAGUCUCAGCUUAUAUUGAGCACAAAAAAAUCAAGAGGCUUAGUGGGGUCAGGGCCAAGGAGCUUUUGAUUUGGGUUACACUCAAUGAAAUCUUUGUGGAUGAUCCUCCAACUGAUAAAAUUAUUAUCAAGAGUCUUACAGGGCUGUCCAGGACCUUGCCAGUUUCAGCUUUUGAAAUUGAGGAUGGAAAAGAUCUCUGAUUUUCAGAAGUAGCAUGAGUUCUAAAAAAGCUUUGUUUA
This is a messenger RNA of Quercus lobata, 613 nucleotides long. RefSeq lists its product as uncharacterized. The transcript has a single exon. Lineage: Eukaryota; Viridiplantae; Streptophyta; Magnoliopsida; Fagales; Fagaceae. The record is from RefSeq and is a predicted model, not a curated record. Bases 137 to 574 code for a protein of 145 amino acids.